Messenger RNA from Salvia miltiorrhiza (redroot sage), 682 nucleotides. Its product is annotated as cytochrome b-c1 complex subunit 8-like. The transcript is spliced from 2 exons. Gene Ontology annotation, biological process: mitochondrial electron transport, ubiquinol to cytochrome c. The record is from RefSeq and is a predicted model, not a curated record. The coding region runs from base 202 to 420 and encodes 72 amino acids. Lineage: Eukaryota; Viridiplantae; Streptophyta; Magnoliopsida; Lamiales; Lamiaceae.
ACCCAUUACCCCCGACACCGCAGUCCAGAACUCAAAACCCAGUGAUUAAGGCCCAUUACAGCCCAAAUGAUCUCACGGAGUUUUUUUUUUUUUUUUUAAUCACCAUUCCAUUUUCUUCAAUCCUUUACUGCUUUACUCUUCAACUGACCAGAAACUUCUUCCAACCCUAAUUACCUCUGCAGAUAUCUAGAGUGAGACAAUAUGGGGAAAAUACCGGUGAAGAUGAAGUCGGUGACGUACGCCCUGUCGCCGUUUCAGCAGAAGGUGAUGCCGGGCCUCUGGAAGGAUUUGUCCGGCAAGAUCUCCCACAAGAUCUCCGAGAAUUGGAUCAGCGCCACGCUCCUUCUCAGCCCGCUUGUUGGCACCUAUUCGUAUGUGCAGUGGUACCUGGAAAAGGAGAAGAUGGAGCACAGAUACUGAAGUUAGUAAUCAAUACUCGAUUUGUCCGAGACUCUGAAAAGCUCUCUAGCAUCUAGUUUUACUAGACAAUAAGCUGAUGUAUUGCCUGCUGGUUGCUGGUUUUGGAUCCUGAAUUUAUCUUGGAUUUGCAGUCAGUUUCUUUUUUAUGCAUGGAAUUGUUCAUGUAUGCUACAAAAUUGUCUACCCUGAAUGUUGGCAUUUAAGUUCUGUGCUUGGAUCUUUUCGCUGUAAUUUUCAAAUUUAUCCAUUGAUUUUGAUUUAA